AUGUUCACGUUGUAUUAUUUAUUUGUCCUACUACACUUUUCUCUAUUUAACUGUGCGUUGAAUAAUGCAACAGAUGUGAAGUUAGGACGUCUCAUUUACGUGCAAGCUGUCUGGCGACAUGGUGAUCGUGCGCCACAUCGCUUACGUUAUCCGAAUGACCUGAACAAUGAGCGUUCUUGGCCAAGAGGAUGGUCUCAGCUAACUAAUAUGGGAAUGAAACAAUUAUAUGAGUUGGGUCUUUUCUUCCGAAAACGCUAUAAUGGAUAUAUUGAAGAAUUUAAUCCGAAUGAUAUACGAAUCCUAACAUCACAAUCGGAUCGAGCGAUCGUUAGCGCUCAAGCUUUAUUACGUGGACUCUUUCCGGUUAACAAUACUGCUAUGCAGUGGUUAAAAGAUGAGGAAUGGCAACCAAUUCCCUUCCAUAGCGAAAGCAGCGAACGGAAUGGAGCUCUUCUUCAUUCGACCCUUCACCCUUGCCCACGUUAUGAUCAACUUGUAAAGAAUGAAAUGGCUGUGAUUGCUGAUACGAUGAUGCAGAAAUAUGCUAAUGUUGUUCAUUUUCUUGCAAAUGUGACUGGAAUUGGUAAAAAAUUAAAGUUUGACCAAAUGGCUGCACUGUUUGAUAUUCAACGAGAGAUAAUUCAUCAACUUCCACAACCAGAAUGGGUUUACCAAAAGUGGCCACAGUUCCAAGAUAUGCGCACUAUUGAUAUCAUCACAGAAUUUAAGCGUAUCAGUCAAAUUUCGAAAUAUAAUACGUCUGAAAAAGCUCGAUUUAAAGGUGGCUUGCUGCUCGGUGAUAUUCUGCAUCGAUUUCAGAAUGUUUCUGCUGGCACUGCAGUAGAAGCGCGUAAAAUGUUUCUCUAUUCUGCGCAUGAUGUGACAAUAUUAUCACUGCAGCAUGCAUUGAAUGUAAGCAACAAUUUAUUAGUACCAUAUUCGGCAUGUCUAAUUAUGGAACUGUAUCAAACAGAAAUAAACGAAACAAUAAUAAAAAUUCUAUACAAGAACGAAACAGAAAAUGCAAAUAUUUAUGAACUAUUCAUACCACAUUGCUCGGUACCAUGCAAAUUAGAUCAACUGAUCACAUUAACUGCCCCAAUCAUUCUGAAUACGGUGGAUGAUCUGAAUAAG
Acanthocheilonema viteae is the source of this 1134-nucleotide messenger RNA. Lineage: Eukaryota; Metazoa; Nematoda; Chromadorea; Rhabditida; Onchocercidae. The record is from the annotation of a GenBank genome assembly.